Molecule: messenger RNA, 2020 nt
Organism: Sycon ciliatum
Lineage: Eukaryota; Metazoa; Porifera; Calcarea; Leucosolenida; Sycettidae
Exons: 7
Coding region: 174-1316 (380 amino acids)
Source: RefSeq, a predicted model, not a curated record
UCCACUAUAAAUAGUAUACUAUAAAUAGAUCUACUGUAUCUACCGCGCGCUAGCUAGCAGUCUACAACUCUGCAGUCUGCUAGUGCUGGUGAUCAGGUGAUACAUUCUUAUCUGCGCCUGAGCGUGAGAGGAAGGAGACUGUUCUGUAAAUACCAUUAUAACAAUUACUUACAAUGGCGAACAGAGGAGGUUACAUUCCCAUCCAGAAUGCUCCAUCUGAUCCAGCAGUCGCGAGCAAUGAGCCGAUCGAGUGGAAGGGUGGACUGCCCUUUCGGGGCUUUCAGCACUUACAAAGAAUGUCAAUCCUCGUGUUCGCCUUCUCCGUGGCCAAUCUUGGCCUUCAGUCGUACAUCCCCUUCGUCAUGGAUUCCUCGGGCGAAUACAACUGGAGCAACGUAAAAUCCAGCGCCGUGUGGGCUGCUGCAGUUGCAUUCUGUGUGGGCCUGUACAUGGUCAUUGUGUCGUCCGGAGCACUGCGUGGAAUGAAGCAUUCGAAAAUACACUUGAUCAUCGGCGUCGUCACCUGCAGUUUGACUUGCUGCCUGUUGGUGACGGGAUUGGUUUUUAGCUCCCUGACGUCCAUGAACAUUCUGACAGUGCAGACCGACGACAUGAGGCGUUGCAUCUACUACAACAGCACCAGUGCUAGAACUACCGCUGCGCCACCAGUACCUUUGCCCAAUGGGUGUGAAGAGUGUGAUCCCAGUGUUUCAUGGGCCGAUGGAGUGGGGCCCAACUCGUGCUGCUGCUGCUACGAGAACUGGUACGGCGAUUACGAUUCGAUGACGUUCUACGGCGUCGGGAGCUGUCAAGAUGUGUUCACUUACGUCUACCCAAUGUCGACAGCGUCUGCUAUCCUUUACGGAUUGUCUCUUCUGCUUGCCUUCCUGAUGGCCGUGAGCGGCUGUGUGGUGUGCUGCUGCCGCUGCUAUUGCUGCUCGUCGCUGUGUGGCCCGUUCCCAGAGGACGGUGGUCUCGGUUCCACUCGCCGGCGCACCGGAGCAGCACGGAUCAUCAAUAACCCAACUGCUUAUCCAGCACCAGUUGCCGCCUACCCAGUAGCGGCGGCCUCUCUACCACCGGCACCCGUGGCUCAACACCAACCAACCAUGUAUCCGUCAUACCAGUCUGCACCUGCGCAGCCACAACCCGCUACGAAUCCUUCGUAUCAGACAGCGGGAGCACAGCAGUUUGCAGGCUAUGGAAGUAUGGCAUCCGCACCACCAUCAGACGAAAGUCGGCAGCAAGCCAGCACAGAUCUCGGCGCUGGAGGCCCGCCAGCGUACACUGAAGCUUACCCUCCGGAGAAGGUAUGAGCAUCAUCCGAAUUUCCCAGUUGUAAUUCAAAAUAUCCCAUUUAUAUCGAGAUCACUAUGAAACUCUAUCAAAUUUAUCACGCGAAUUAUACAAUGGCGUCACCCUUACCAGCUGCACUGCCGCGUUACAACAAAAAUGUUGCCUUUAUGAGGUGAAAGUUAUUCAUUCUCAGACCAAUUUAAUUCUUCAAUUUCCUUUCUCUUUCUCCACCUACUGUACAUAUGUUUCAUCAAUCUUUGCUGCUGGCCAGUACGUCUUUUUCCCUCACAUUGUUUGUAGUGUAUGCUGUUUCCUGCUCUCCUAGUGCUGUGAGUAUUAAUUCUACGUAUUGAACUAAUGAAAUCUGGGUUUUUUAAGUCACACAUUUUUCAUCAAUCCUUAUCAGAAAAUAGCACAUUUCGAAAUUUUCUAGAAUAUUAGUUUUGCUAUAUCGUGCGAUUUUGGCAAUCAAUUCUGAUGUGAUUGUCUUCAUGUACAUGUACGUAUAUCUGAGUCAUACUUGGACUUUGGUGCAAUUCACGUCACAUGCUCAUCCUGAGAAUUGCCGGAGGUGUGCGACAUUCUCGAAUCUGUUCAUCGAAAAUUUAUAUGGUCAACACUCAAUUUUUCGAUUGUGGACCAUAGCCAGUGGCAGUGCUGAUGUGCGAGCCUCACUUUACUGUUUUUUUCUUCAUAAACCAUUAAAUUAAAAAAUUGGUUGUGA